CAAACUGUUAGUUCUUUGUCCAACUGGACCUGGUGUGAAGGUCAGCUGAAACGAAAUAGGUUACAGGUUUUUUUAAACAGAAAUUAUAAGGCCAUGGGAAUGAAAGUCAUAGAUUUGUGUCCACUGCCCACAUGCCUCAAAACCUACCACCUAAAAUUUCCAUUAUUUACAAAAAAAUCAUUAUUUUCACAAAUAAAGCAAAACUCAGUAAAAUUAGCAAUAAAAUUUUGUAUUGAUUACAAUGAAAUGGACAUAUUGCAGUGUUUUUGUCCUCAGUAUCCACAUUCAUAUGAAAUUCCAAAUUAUAUUUACCGAAAUCACAAAAUUGGCACAUAGAUCUUCAGUGAUGUGACCCUGUGAACUCGUGAUAUAUGUAAUUCCAUGGCAUGAACAGUAAUUCGUGUUUUUAUCUCUGUAUUUACAGGGUGUUAGCCAGAAAAAAAGUUUUGUCUCUAAUUCAGCCUAGAACACCAUCAUCUCGUUGAAAAUGUUAAAACACAGAUAAUUUUUCCUUCAUUGUACUUACUCUCUGUCGUGGUCAUCGAUAUUAGGCAUCAAUCUUGAGGAAAAUCACCACUGAUUGAAAUUCAUAUAAGGUGCGAAGCAACACUUGUGGUUGGGGGGGGGGGGUAGUAUGAUGGCAGCAGUCCCUAAUCAUGCUCCUAUUUGUUACGCUAAUCCUAAUGCAAUCGGUGGGUUUUCAAAAACACCACUCAUAUUCACGCAUUUAUGAAAGCCUGAUCAGCAACAAAAGCAGUAAUGGUAUCCAAGACUUUUUGUUUGUGAUAGCAUAACGUCGGUUCGAGACAACAGCACAUGACAAAUAUUUAGCAUUGUGUCUUAGCCUACGGUGUAGCCCCCAGCCUACGGUUAGCCUAUGGUGUAGACCCCAGCAUAACGUGUUUCUGCUGGGGUCUACACCGUAGGCUAAGCAAUGGUUAGAUUCGGUUAACUAUGAGUUAAAGGUAAAGGCAACAUACGUACCACGAAGGUAUGCAACUAGAAUAGAGAUUUUAUUUAAUAUGACAGUCGUGGAAUUGUAAAAGAACAGACUAGACGAUGCAGACUAUCCGAUCAAGUUUGCUUUUCGUCUUUUCCCAUUGCUAAUUUACAUAACUGAGAACAACAUUAUAUGAACCAAAACCAAACCCAAAAAUAUAAAAAUAGCUGGAAUUUACAGCAAGACCAACAACUGGUUAAUUAAAGUUUUGUUACUACAAUACUUCUCAAAAUAACUACUGUACGUGCACGACGUGUUCUGCUGACCAACGUGACCUACUAACCAACAAUUUUCUUAACAAUGUGUAAUAACUAACCAACAGUUUUCUUACCAACUAUUACCACACAGUUUUCUUACUAACAAUUAACCAGUGGAGUAGCCAGCGCAAUAUAUUCGAAGAGGUGACGCAAAUUUUCAAAUCAUUCAUUCCUUUGGAGUUAAAUGUUUUUACGCUUUAUGAACAGAACAAAAUUUGCAUCGCUCCCUCCGAGAUAUUGCACUGGCGACGCUACUGCUAUUAACAAAUGUAUCCAACUAACCAACAGUUUUCUUUCAACUAAAUUAGCUGAAAAGAUGUACAUAUACCAUUUCUUUAAAGAAUGGCGAUCAGGCAUAUAAAUAAGAGAAUAUGAAAUAAAAUUUUCAAAAAAGUGAGAUAUAUGCGAGUUAACUUGUUACACAUCAAUUCCGAAUUCCUUUCGCAACAUAUUUCGGUGUGAAAACUUCAACUUUGAUUUUUGGUCAUCUGAUACUAUGAGGCUAUCUUUAGAUACAGGAUCAGAACAUUGCUUUGCCACACAAGAUUUCUUCAAGUGGAAGUAAACGUUUUCAGGCUUUGCCGAGAAACGCAGUCCCGUAGAUCCCCGAGGUGUAUAGGCACAAAUUUGCUUCCUACCAAUUACAAUAUCGUACAGUUCGGGUGGAACUGGAUGAUGCAUGGUCGCCCGAAUCUUGUUUCCGCAGCCAUAACAAGAGGUAAUUCUUGAUCCCUCUAACCAAGUAAGGCGAAAUGGUUCCAAGGUUGGAAAUGGUACCACGCCGUCAUGACGAUCAUCGAGACCAUGAACAUCGCGUUCUUGUGCUGUAUGUGAAGCGCGGUAUCGCUGUGGCCCCGGUUUCUUGCCAGACUUCUUUGGGAUGGUAUUCUGCACGAGGUUUGAUAAGUUUGGGGUCCAUCUGGAUACUGUUUUCUCCAGAAUUCCCACAACGUGACUCACAGCUAAACUAUGAGCACAGAUUUUUCUUUCUUUGAAGCCUUCACAAUUGCAAUUUACUGCCUUCUUAGUAUUAUUUACUAUGUGUGGUUGGGAAGGAUUAGAAAGAGAGAUCACAACAUAGGUUGAGACAGCUCCAGCAACUUUCGUUACACCGUUCUUCUUUAGGAUGGUAUCAGCAUUCUUCCAGCAUGCGUGAAAAAGAGGAGGUAGGCCACUGCAUUCAAAACUGGGAAGGCCUGCCGAUUUCUGUGAUUGUGACAAAGAUUCCAAAUUUUCAUCAAUCGUAGUUGUUUGCGUUUCACCAAGCUUGUUUGCACCGGCUUUGUCUACCAUAGCAAUUUUGGCUAUCUUCUCGGCAGGUGAAAGAUCACGCCAUGUGUCUUCAUCAAUUUCCAGGUGCUGGAACUCAGGAGCGAGUCUGUAUGGCCCAUCUCCCUUCACUGCUCUGUGCACAUUUCUCUGGUACUUGACGACAAAUUGCUGCGCUAUCUCGAUAAACUCGGUGUAUGAGCACUUGGAUGGAUCUCCAGGAUUACCACGAAGUUUCUGCUUCUCGAUCUCUUUUUUCAAGCUGCCAUUAAUACUCUCUGUGCUGUUAUUGAAGUAGAACUUGUCCCCAAGUCCAGCAGCUCUUCUGAUAGGAAGAAGCAUCUUUGACUUCAUAUCAGAACUAAUGUGAACCAAGAAGUACGUAAAAAAUUCUGGUUGGUCACAUCGCGAACAAUUCUUCUCGGCUUUAUCCCAACUUUUCUUUAAAGUGCCUAUAUCACUCAUGGGAUUUUUAUGGAUUUGGAAAGAGCACAAAGAGUUAGUACAGGGGGUCUAGAUCCUUUUUUGAUAUAAAACAAUAAUUUCCGAGAUAUCGGGCCUCAAACAGGGCAUUUUGGAAAAAAAGGUGUGUUGCUCGGGUGACUGGGACUCAGGAACCGGUCUUUAGUCAAAUACUAUAAAAUCUAUUACGUUUUUGCUUAGCGGCUGACAAAAACGCAAAUAUUUCAGAGGUAAAUUGUUAUGUCUAGCUCAGAAUCGUUCUCUAGUUCUGACAAGGGCUCCUACGGUUGCCCUGAAUACGAAAUUGAGGAUGAAACAUGCGAAACGACGUCCAAUGAUGGAUAUGAAAGUGAGCCUUCGUAUGCCGUCGAGGAAGAACUACGAGACGAUGAGGACGUUUUAGCAUACGCUGACGAGCCUUUAGCUGACGAUUCGUGGGUCGAAGAAUAUAUGCAAAGACAAGAACAACAUACGCGGGAAAUAGAAGAAUUAAGUCUUCGAUUAAGCGGAGAAAACCCAGUGAGCUCUUGGUAAGAUAAGUCAAACAAUUUUCUAUUUGUAAAUAUUGUGUGGCCGCCAUAUUCACAUUGGAUUUUUCAAAAGACCACAACUAAAGUACACUGUAUACCUUUUCUAGGUGCAAUUGUGGUAACUGCAAUACCGAAAAUUUAGUAGAGGCAAAGGAAUGUCGCUGUUGCACUGAAUUACCAAACUGUGUCGCUGCAUUGUCUAUUGUAAACAAAGAUGUUUCUGAGUCUUCUGAUGACGACGCCACGAACACACAACAAAUGUGCAUCACAAAUCACCCUGGAUUCGACGCAAUUUGUCUCAACAGAUGGUCUCUGGAACUCGCUUCGGAUAAUUUUAAAACGCGUACUGGUUGAUUCAAAGGAUAGGUCAGUUUCCACUUAUAUAUUAAAAUAUAAAACAUGAUAUAUAAUUUAGAUUGUAAUCUGAAAUCAUUUUUAUCUCUAUUCCUUACUGCAACCUUUGUACUAUAAAAAGUAAAUAUAUAACCAUAUGGCUCUGUGUUUUUAGGUUUCUUCGUGUGGUGGCAUACAGACAAUUCACACGACUUGUUCAUGGCCGUUUAAAAGACAAGCGAAUACCAUUGCCAGCUUGUGCUUACCAUGCUAUCCGCACAUCCUUCAAUGAAAAGGAAGACGACUUCAAAGGAUAUGAAGAUCUGGAGGAACUGGACUAAACUUACUGUAAAUAUAUAGCACUUUAUAGCACAUAGUAACAUACUUUGAUUUAUUUUUUACUAAAACUGAAAAACACUCGGAUAAUAAUCAAUUUUAUAUAAAAAAUAUAGGGAAAGUAAGGUAUCAUAUUGCUGAUAAUGCUAAAUAAUUUCAAUAAAAACUACCGAAACAACCGAAAUAUUUAAAUAUUUACAAGUAUAAGCUAUCACUCCAUGUUUACAUGGUCACCAUUUUUAUUUUUUCAGCAUAAUCAGCAAUAUGAUACCUUACUUCCCCCCACCCCCCUGCAUGCAUAAACUAAAAGCUGGAAUUGCCUAUUGCACACUGCACUUAUUUAUUUUGGUUCUUGGGGCAAUCUUUAAACUUUUUGUGGCCUUUCAUUGGUCUCUUGCAUGCUUUGCAUUUUGGCUUGCUUCUUGUACUGUCACCAGGAUUUGAAACCACAACAGCAGGCACUAAAAUGUGUGAAAAACAAUAAUAAUGACGAAUUAAUGUAUGUUUACAUGUUGAGGAAUGAUGGCGUCAGCAGUAAUUUCAUGCAGUAAUACAAAUCAUACAUGUAUGAUAAAUCGCAGCAUGUAAAUAUACCGUUAAUUAACUUAGCAUUAAAUAUAAGGCUACUAGAGCAAGUAAACCAACCUACCAGGAUUUGUUGGUGGCACAUCAACAAUGGGCAUGCUUUCCCUUCUUUUCUUCUUCUUGAUGGCCUCGGUACGUGGCUGCUGGUCAAGCAUUUUGUUCAUUGGGGGUGGUGUUAAAUCUUUUAAUUCUUUAAUUGCCUUCUUUAAUUUUUUGUUCAAGAUUGCAUCAAUCAUUGUCUCAUAUAUUUCAUCGACAUAAUCUUCAAGAAAGGCAAUAAUAUAACAAUGUAAUUAUUAUAGGAGUGCCAAAUAGAUGGUCAAUAAGCUAUGUGCACCUCUGACUUGUACAAAUAUAGAUCUUUCUACUGAGUAAAAAGUGUUGGACAGUUGGAGUGUGAAGAGAAUGUGAUAUACAUACCAAAAUUUUGCUGCACCUUUACAUUCCUAACCACAGCCUCUCCAUUCUUGAAUUUUGGGUACACAACAUGAAGUUGUUCAACGCCAUUCUUCAUUCUGUUGCUCCGAUUUAAAUUUUUGUUAAAAUGAAUAACAGCAAGUGCAUGCCUAAAUAUUUCAAAGCAAAUUGCCUUGUUAAAUAUAUAAAACAUGCAAAAUCACUGCCAUAAUGGGUCAUUCCAGAAAACAUCCAUACCACCCCCACAGAGGAAAUUGGAAGUUAACACCCCUACCCCCUUCGGAUGUCCUAAUACAUUUACUACUAUCAGAAACAAUUUUUUCUUCCCUCCGGGGGUGGGGGUAGGGGUGGGGGGGUGGAUCUUUUCUGGAAUAACCCAAUGUUUAAUGUAUCCAUACCUGCAAAACAUUCCUCGAUAGCUGUAGCCAAUCAUUUUUGGCGAAAAUUGGUUAAGCACUGAAUGGAAUCCCUCUAGAGCACUUGUCUGAUCAAAAGGAGAUGCCUUCUUUAUACCAUUCAUCAACUUGGUAUUUGUAAGGGCAGCCAGCAUUUUCUCAUAUGCAAUGGAGUCUAUAAUGGAGAUUACAAGAACAUUUUUAUUGAAACUAUAAUUGUGCCUGCAAGUUAGGAACAUAUGCUAUUAUUCAUCUAUAUAGAUCCCAGAGGGCCUAUAUAGAACAGUUACCAUACUGUAUCAGUGUAUCACAGAUAUACAGUACAUUGUAGCUACUCACCUUCAUCUAGCCACUUGCGUGGUUGAAUCUCAUCUCCAUGUGCACACUUGUCAAAUACAGGGUUUUUGAGAUUUUUAUGCUUGUUAACAACAUGGCUGAAGAAUGAUGUGAACUUAGCCCAAAUAACAUCGCCAUUUCCAUCUUGUGUUGUCAUCGCACUCCAAAAUAAGUGGUUUGCACAUGGUUUAAUCCACUCAUUCACAAUCUCAUUUCCAUUCACUUUUCCAAUCUUUGUCAACACUUUGGUGAUUUCUAAAACACAAGAAUAUACAAAUCAAAAUACAGGUUGUAAUUCAGUGACAUAUUUCCAAAGCAUAUUUCUAGUAGAUAAAUUUGAUGGCCUUUUCUGAAACAUAUUUUCUCUCGAAUUCACAUGUUUUGAUGGGCCCAGAAUUCUUGCCCUAGGCCAGGCAGAAGUGCGUUUACACUACAAAAAUCACGUCCAAAGGUAGGCCCAGGCCAGGUUUAUGCUCGUAGUGUAAACACGGCUCUAGUAUGCUUGCAAUUAUAGAGUAGUAAAAAACUCAUUUAUUAUUUUAACAACAUACUCUUCUUUAGAUGCCAAACCUCAAAAUAAUGUUUGAUGCUUGCCAGCUUUUCCCUCAUGUGUUUAGCAAUUCCUGAAUGUCUGUCAGAAAUGAAAGUUUUCAGGAGUAAGCCAGUGCCCAGAAGAUAUUCCAUAGCCUGUACAAACCCAUGGUACUCCAUUGCAGGGCUGUUACCCACUUCAUUUCUCUAUAAAUAAAAAAUUGAAUUGUGUAAAGGUAUAUUCUUGAUGGAGAUCAGAACAUGUUUUUGCCUUAAUCCAUUCGGAUGAUUGCAAAUUUCCCCUGAAGACAGUGGUCUUAGUCUCUUACAAUUUGUACUUUUUAACAUACCUGCACCAAUGUAAAGUGAAUGAUAAAUGGCACUGUACAACAAAAUACUGUGUAGGCACAGUACUUGGCACUGUGACCCAUGCUGUCAUGCCUUCCAUCACCAGCUAUCAUCAGAUCACCUUGGCUUUUCAAUGUUGAAAUCAAUCCCUCUUGAUACUUUUUCCAAUGGAGGAAGAUCCCAGGAAAUAAUUUUUCCUACAAAUAUGAUAUACAAGUACUAUAAAACACUGCAAAACUCUCUUGGAACCUUGUACCUAACUAUCCAUGUAAGUAAACCCAUCAACUUGCAGUAAUUUACCACUGACAAGUAAAAUCAUCUGCAGUUAGACAGGGUAAAAUAAAAGGCAUAUUGUCAGCUAAAUAUUUAUUGCUACACUCACACGUUGAUGCUUGAAGAAGGUUGAAAGUGAGAUGCAUUUCAAUCCCAUUUGCUGGAAUACUCUCAGGACUUUGGUGGCUGAUGUACCAGCAACAAGUAUACCAAAUGAAAGCAAAAAAUUGCCAGCUGGAAUCAUUGUCCCUGUCAUAUAUGGUUGACUGAACCACUUGGUUGUCUUGCCACACUUCGGGUUGGCACAUAUGGAGGUCACUUCGGCCAUCGUACCAUUUUCUUGGACUUCGACAAGAGGGUUGUCACAUUUGCAGGCAUGGCAAAAUUUGAAGAGAGCGAGUAACUGUGUAAAGAACACAAUGAACUUUGGCUCUCUUCUCAAAUUGGAAUCAUUCAAAAAGAUUCUAAAAAAGUAAUUUAUUUCAAUUAUUUCAGUGACUCCUUAUAGCUUAUGUUGUGUCAACUACUCUUGCAGAAUAUAUAGUCUGUUAUAAAGUUGUGUAUCCACAUACUGAUCUUUCUACUCAUCAAUAUGGUACAUAGUCUUUCAUGUCCAGUCAUUUUUGUGAAAUGUUUCAUAUGCAUUAUGUUUACAUUUAUUAUCAGGGUUGUCCACUCACCUUUUAUGUUGCGGAUUUGUCUCAUCAUCUGUCUCAGUCUCUGUUGAUUCUUCUGGUGUUUCUUCAUCAUAGCAAUCCUCUUCAUGGAAAUCAUCUGAUGGAGGUAUUCCAAUGUCUGAGCUGCACUGUUCAUCAUCACUUACGAUUGUUGUGAGAUCACAUCUUGACGCUGUACUGGGAUGAGUUUCUUCUCCUGUGUUUUUUCACGAUCAUAAAAAGUUUGUUACUAUGGUUAAUUAUUGGUGCUGGGUCACUACAUGAUGUAUGAUCUCUACAGUAUGUGCAAUCUUAUACCCAGAGGCUACAGUGUAGGUUGAUCCUAUUGCUCUGGGUAUGAAAUUGCAGUAAUGUAAGGCCAAAAGAAAUCAGUACAUAUGACUUACCUGAAUUUUUUGCAAUUUGCAUUCUGCAAACUUCAAGCUUGUUUUUUGCAGACAGCCAAUCACUCUUGAGCCUCUUAUUUUUUAGCAACAAAGCUUUGCAAUUGCUACAUUCCCCAUGCUAUAAAAGACAAAAAUACAUUCUUGAAUUAGCCCUUUUGUAUGUUUACAACACAAGAAACUGUCAUUAGUAUAUGGGUUUGCAUGACCACUGAAAUUUGCCUUGAAAUAAAGUCUCACGUUAUUGCAUGCAAUAUGAUACAAGUCUGUUCCAAAGUCCAAAACACUCGCCUCUUUUAUUUUUUUCGAAGUUGAAGGUCCGGGUUCCUCACCAGUUGAAAGUCCUUCCUCAAAUGUUAUCUAUAAAUGUAGAUAUUAUUUAGUUGUAAAUACACCAAGAGAAUUAUACGUUUCAAAAUACAAAAUACUCACGUUUGUUGACAUCGAAGACUGAGGUUCUUCAACAGUUGGGGGUCCUUCCGCAAAUGCUAUCUAUAAAUUCGCAAGAUUUUAUAUCUUAGAUUUAAAUACAAACUAUCAAAAGUAAUAAAAUAUAUCAAUAUAAAACAAAGCCAGGGAUGGAAACGCACACGGUUUGAAUACCUAGAUUCAAACAAACACGAGAUAUAAAUACACACCUUCCCUCUGUGUUGUAUGUGCAUACUUCGUUCACUAUCCAAAGACGUCGCUUUAGGCAGCAGAGAAGGCACAGCAGUAACUCCAACUUCAUCUCGCUUAAGCUUCGGGAUCUUGUACUUUUCUACAGUGCUCGAACCGUACUCAAAACAUUCUUGCGCGAAGUGUUCAGAGCACACAACUGAACUAACACAUGGCAGCCAUUUGUCUCUUUUCCGCCGAAUGAAGUCCUCCCAUUUCUUUCGUCUGCUUCUCGCAAUUUGCCUGCUAUCGUCCCAAUAAGGUAUACGGUAUAAAGAUAUACCUUUUGUCGAACUUGCUGUGUUGUUACAGCCAUAGACAACGCAGCGUUCCGGCAUUAUUUCGAAAAAUACAAAGGAUACCACCAGAGAAAUUAUAUGUUUUUUAUUAGGAAAGACGGCGUGCUUGCAAAUUAGGUUCCUGAGUCCCAGUCCCCCGAGCAACACACCUUUUUUUUGAAAAAGGCGAAAAAUGCCCUGUUUGAGGCCCGAUAUCUCAGAAACUAUUGUUUUAUAUAAAAAAAGGAUCUAGACUUUCUAUACUAACUUUUUGUGCUCUUUCCAAAUCCAUAAAAAUCCCAUGAGUGAUAUAGGCACUUUAAACCGAAAGCUGUCGCAUGGGUCCAUUCCUUAGAAAAUAAAUACUAUCAAACGAAAAGUGCUCCUUCAACGUUAUUCAAGUGAAGAUUGGCAUAAGAUAUACGUCCUAAAGGCAAAUGCGUACCUGUUUCUUUUCUUGUUUCUCCUUUUCUUUCUUCGCUUUUUUUUCUUGUUUCUCUUUCUUCUCCUUUUUUUCUUGUUUUUCCUUUUCUUUCUUCUCUUUUCUUGCUUGGCUUUGCUUUUCUUUCUUUUCUUGUUUUCCCGUUUCUUUUUCUUCUUGUUUUCCUUUCUUUUCUGUGUCUUUCUUCUCUCCUUUAUCUUUCUUUUCCUGCUCUCUUUUGCGUUUCCUCUCGCCAUUUUCGUUCGACUUUUCUUGUUGAUUUACAUUAGCUGCAACCUUUUAAAGAUGGAAUAGUAUGGGAUAUAUAGCAGGUAUUUAGACGACUGAUAUCGUAGUUUCUUUGCAUUUAAAACAAAUACAGCAUGAAGAAAGUUAUGUUUGGUAUAUGCUCUAAAGCCUGAAACGAAACAGUGGCCGAUCCUGUAGUUGAUUGUAAACUUUUGAACGAAUUUGGUUCCCGAUAAGAACAAAAUAAGAAAUUUGGGCAAUAUUUUACUGGUUCAUAUUAAAGACAGCAAAUUUUCAGCUCACCAGGUCAGUUUUAUCCUCUUCAUCCUCUUCAUCAGUAAAUAGUUCCUGAUUUGUGGGAUCAUUGACGAAAGCGUCUUCUUUUGCCCUUAAUAUUUGUGUAUCAUCUAACAACAAAAAAGGAAUACAUUAUAUACUUACAAUGAAAUAAAUUCCCUUUUGCCAAUCAGACCAACGAACAAUUAUUUAAGUUUUCAUGCACAACAAGUGUAAAACAACCAUCCAAAUAGAAAAAUACCACUUACCAUGAACAGCAAUGAUCUUCGCUUUUAGAGGAUCUUUGCCAAACAUUAUCUCAACAAUGCUGCCUUUGCUAGUGUUGUCCCCAUUCAAAACCUUUUUUAUUUUGUUCAUCGGUACAAUAGACACAGUUUUAUCAUACUCAAAAUAAAACAACCCAUAACACGGGACCUUUAGUUGAUUUCUAAGAGACAUAUUUUUUGCUAGUGGUCUUGUAAAUUAAUGUCCACACUCGCUAACAUGCAAACCGAGUCUGAAUUCAAUGUGAGUGUUGGCCGAUAUUUAAAAUGGGCUCAUGUUCCUGUUAGUGUUUGGCAGAAUAUUGAAAUUCAUUUUAAAAUAUUUGUUAAUUUGUUUGACUUUGCGUAACAACCGCAACUAUCGUGCUGUGAUUGCCGCAAUUAAGUUAUUUCCGUUGAAUUAAGCAAGCAUUCUGAUCCAAUUAGCACGCACCCACACGAACAGAUUUUUGGAUGUCAGCUCAUUGUGCUGCAGAAGUUCACAACACAUUAGUUGUGAGCCGUGUCCUUGCACAUUUAAAGACUUUGGAUUAAGAUUGCUUAGUUUUUAAGUGCCGCAAAAACGAGUCAUAUAUAUAUAUAUAUGACUCAAACGUGUGCUUUGAGCAUCCAAUAAAGACUAUUAUUAUUAUUAUUAUUUAUUAUUAUUUUUUUUUUUAAACUUUCUCGCUGAAACGUUUCAAACAACAAAUCCAUGUCAACUUUAUGCUGACCUAUCCGGCCACAAAAGCCCGUCAAUUAUAACUGGUGACCUAUAUCGACCGGACUUACUCCUAAUUACCCCAAAUGAAGAUCUUUAUGUCGUAGAACUUACUGUCGGGUUUGAAUCUAAUCUACAUAAUAACGUUGAACGCAAAAAAGCUAAAUACAAAGAUCUAAUUGAAGAUCAAAGGGGUCACUUUAAUUCUGUUAAAUUUGUAAACCUAUAUCAAUGAGCUCUCUCGGUGUGUUUGACAAAGAAUGCUUCACCUUUUUAGAAAUGUUAGACACUAUAGGAAUGGAUAAAAAGAAGCAACAUUACUGCAUAAAAAAGAUGACGUCUUAUGCCAUUAGAGCGACGUACUAUAUUUUUUGCUGUCGAAACAAAGAGUGGACAAACCCUGAAUUGAUAAACAUUUAAAUUAAUAACUACAUAUAACAAUAUAUAUAAUCAUAUACCCAUUUUAUUCUUAUUUUUACUGUAAAUAGUACAUAUGUAGUACUCUGUGAUUCAUGUAGCCAAUUGUAAAUUACCUAAGUCAGUAUAGUGAGAUUUACAAUUGUAUAUAUACGUAAAAAAUUCAAUAAAGUUUUCAUUAUUAUUAUUAUUAUUAUUAUUACAUACUGUAUUGCAGUGAAGUUAAGAAUAUUCAUAUUUAAAAAAUUCGUGCUGUUGCCUAAGUGCAUGCAUGUGCGCCUAUCCGACGUGACUUGUUUGAAAAUCAUUGGAGUAAUGACUAAUGGGUUAAUGUAAAAUUACCCAAUGAAAUCCUUAAAAAGAAAUUAUAAAACUUGUACAAUAUAAUAUAUUUCACCUGUAAAGAAUCAUAUUGAUAUUACAAUACCGUAAUUGUUUCUGAAACAGAAAAAAUAGUAGAUCGGAUGCUUGAAAAUAUGAAAUUUAUUUCUCGUGUUGAACAGGAUAUCUCACUCGUUCGCUUCGCUCACUCGUGAGAUAUCCUGUUUAACUCUUGAGAUAUUUUUCAUAUUUUCGAAGUUCUGCAACAACUGAAGUACAACCCUUUUAACAAUGGGAAGGAUCUCGGAGUAUGCUAAAUUGCGAAUUUAUUCAAAUUUCAAGAGAAACACAAAAAUAUGUAACGUGGUUAAGGAACUCAAAGAAAAUGAUGACAUAGUGAUUAGUCGGAACACUGUCGCGCGAUGGUACAGGAAAUUCAGAGAGACCGGUUCACUGACACUGGCAGAUAAAAAAAGUAGCGGACGCCCCUCAUUGGUAAAGAAGUGCCAUAUGGAUUUCAUUGACCAGAAAUUAGAAGGAAAUGAUGAGUUGACGGCCAAAGGUAGCAUACUUUAAAGUAUAUAACCAAGACAGGCAUCUGGGGAAACCAUACAUGUUCUAAGCAUAACCUCUUACCAGAAUAGCUUCGAUUAUAUCUUUGUAAUUUCAGCUGCCCAAAUACAUGCUAGAAUCGUGUAUAAUAAACUGCAAGUCAAGAGUGUAUAUAUGUACGUUUCGGUGUUUUCCUUAAUUUAAAGCUGUUUCAGAAGAAUCAUAAAUUAACUAGGCCUACCAGUGCAUGCAUGAUAUUUUUUAAUUCAUAUAUUCUUUGAACUCACAUAUAGGACUCCAACCAUUAAUUCGCGAUCAAUUUGGAAUUGACCUGUCGAUUAGUGUGAUAAAAGCCACUCGUAAAAAGUUAGGUUGGGUAAAAAGUGGGCCGAAAUACUGCCAAGUUGUGAGAGAGGCAAAUCGCAUCGCCAGACUGGGGGUUUUGUCAACAGUUAAAAGCCCAAAAUGAAACUUUUGAGGAUGUUAUCUUUACUGACGAAUCAAGUAUAUGGCUUGAACAACAUGGAAAACUUUGCUUCCGGAAAAAACAUAUGCCUGCUAAAUUAAAACCUAAAGCAAAGCAUCCGUACAAGGUUCACGUGUGGGCGGGGAUUUCAAAACGCGGGGCAACCGAGAUUCUUCUUUUUACCGGAAUAAUGAAGAAAGAAUUUUACGUUCAAUGUAUUUUGAAAGAUGCGCUUUUUCCAUUCGUCAAGAAGAAAUUUCCAAAUGGAUACCGCUUUAUCCAGGAUAAUGAUCCCAAACACAAAAGUAUGUUGUUGACACAAAAGCUAAGUAUGUUUGAAUUGACUCACUGAAAAAUAUAUAGGAUUACAAUUUAAUGCGGUUUAAAUUGCUUAAUUUCAGGUCAUUUGGCAAUGAAUUACAUAAAAGACAACCUUAUUUAUUGGCCUACACCUGCUGAGAGUCCUGAUUUAAAUCCCAUUGAAAUGAUGUGGCAUGAACUGAAGAGUUUUCUUCGUCGGAUCAUAAAGCCCAAAAACAAAGACGAACUCGUAAAUGGUAUACGUCUGUUUUGGAAAUCUGUAACACCAGAAAAAUGCCAGCGUUAUAUCAAUCACUUGCAUAAGGUUAUUCCUGCAGUAAUUGAAUGGGAAGGCAAAGCAUCUGGACACUAAAUUGUAGUUUUAUAUUUGCUUAAAAGACUCGAAUAAAAGCAUUUCGUGUAUUCAAUGUUUGAGUAAUCAACAAGACUGAGACACGACCGGCACGGUAAUAUUUCGCUGUUUUCACGGUAAUAUAUGCAACUGAAAAAUCGAAAUAUAUAACCGUGUGAUAUUUUGUUGAGUUCAUCUCGAGUGCACAAGGUGCUUUUAUUCGGAGUACAGUGGCUAUGUUUUAUUCUACAUUUCUUAAAGUUAUUUCAAAUCUUAUCUUACAUAAGGUCAAGGAAAUUCUGGGUUAAGGCGCGAUGAGGGCGCAUUUAUCACACAAGCAUGAGUUACAUAAAUUGCGCGUAAACAAGUCUCAUAAUAGAUACAGCGCGUUUCAGAAACCGCAAAUGUAAGGCAAAUAGGAAAAAAAUAACGAUAAUCCUUUUUAAUUAAACGUGAGAAAUGGAAAUAACUUCCUGUGGUCAAAACAUGCAAAGUUCUAUUAAUUCUAUUGACUCUAAAUUGUGAUUUGUAAACUUGACGGUUAGUAUUAAACAAAAAAUAAAUUAUUUAGAUACAAUUGCAUUCAUUCAACAUGUUGCUACCAUUAUAUAAUUAUAGACACAGGUAGACAUUGGUGUCAAAAGGCACAGUUUCGCGCCACACUCGAAGAUUGCGCCAAUAUGCAUAGCAAAAGCGCAUGCAUAAUAAUUAAAAGAGAUUUUAUCUUGGAAGUCCAUGGAUAAAUGUUUACACAAAACAUUUUUUCCCCAUUAUAUACUCAUGAAAGACAUAUAUUACAUAUCGUAUAGACGUAUGAAUACAUCGCACGUCAUGCCAGACUGUUAAGUAUUAUUUUUGCGCGGGGAACUUUUCCGUAUAGUAAAUGGCAGUUGCGUGGAAAUGAAGGCAGAACAUUUGAUAAUGGUUGCAUAACUUCCACAAGGUGUCACACCAUGGUUGGCGUCGAGCGGGAAAAUUUGGAUGGAAUCUCUAUAGAUCGUCUGCAAUGGCAUUUUCAGAUAAGUCCCAACACAUAAGAGACAAAAUAAGUCAUUAGUUCAUCAAAAAUAUGCAGAUUUAGUACGAUUUUCUUGAAAAUGCGCGGACAGAAAUUCAGCGGCUAAAAUUUCUGCGCGGGGAACGCGGCAGGCCGAACUUGACAGUCAUAUAGGCUGAUAUAGCCAAGCAGUUCUGUCUAUAAUUUCAAAAGCGUUUAUGCCAUAAGUUUGUAUUGUUAACACUCGACGACCAUGCACCACAAGUGGCUGGGCUAUGAUUUGCACAAAUUCGCACCAGGUCUCACGUAGAUUAUUAUGAAUAUAAAUCGACGCUAGAAACCAAACAAACCUGCACUGCUGCUUUGCAUUUGUUAAACACUUCGAAUUACUCUUUAAUCGUUGAUAUAGCAAUGUCGAUUGUACGAUGAAAGAAUGUGUAGUGCGAUAAAUAUAAGUACAAGGUUUACUGAUUUCGGAUCUGCAGGUUUUUACAUUCCUUUUGAUAAUGUAUACAUUGCAAUGAAAGACAAAUCUAUAAGCACAUUAAAGUAGGUAUUAGUAUACGUAUGUUUUGACAUGUUUACAUAUUUUGAUCAGUUGUAACUAUUUUAAUCUCUAGAUUAUUGUCCUAGUUGGUAAAUUCAAUGUAGGCAAUGAAGUUAAUGAACUAAUAUUGGUAUUUCUUUUUGCUUGAUUAAGUUAUUUAUGUUAAAACACAAUCACUAUAAUUAGGGAGGCAUCUCGUACGUCUAUGCAAGUCAAAGUGUGAAAACAUGCGCAUGCCAAGCCUUGAUCUGUUAUAUGUCCAUGUCACUUGUCGUACACCAAGCCAAAACGCUGCGUGCAAACUGACAGCAAAAAUUGAUCACGGAAGGAUAUCUUGAUUAGAAAACUGACUGUCGGCCUUUUGCUUUUCCAUUUUUAUUUUUUAAGCGCAGUAUAAUCACGCAAAAGACCAAAUGCUCAUAAUUAGACUACAAGUAACCUUGCAAUAAUCGUUGCUAACAAUUUACACAUGCCUGUAAAUUUAGUUUAAAAUUUACGUUUGUGAAAAUCCCCCACAAGGUCCACAAGAAAAACAACAAGGAAAUCUAAUGACCAUAUGCUGUACCAUCAGAAUUCCACGUCAUCUUGAUGCAUUUAACUGUAAAUUUCAGUGCAAAAACUGCAAAUGCGUACAACUGAAUCAUUGCUUUCCAUAGACGUAGGCACACAGUGUAUAAGUAUCUUUAUAUUUAAUACCAUCAAAUAUACAUUAAAUUAUUGAAAUUUUAUAUUUAAUUAACAUAGACAUAGUAACUUCAACACUCUAAUGGUCGCGAUUGAUACAACUUGUAAAUAAGUUUAAUUGCUCUGAAGAUGUUGUACAACGAAACGUUAGUUAAUAUAUUUUAUAUUUUGUUAUGUCUUGUCUGAAAGUCAUUUGCUGGGCUUUAAUUUUCAUUUUUAAAUUACUCUAAUGGUCAUUGAAAAGCGCUUUUAUGGCGGCUAUAUAUAUGACAAAAACUGCCUUAAUGGCAAGCGUUUAUGCCCCGCCCUAUAUGCUGUCAAAAGUUAGAAUAUGUUUUACACAUAUUACUGUAGGUCAGUAAUACUCGCACGAUAGUGUUUCCAGUGCGCCUCGGAGACUACUUCAAUUACUAGUAACCGCUAUUGACUAUUGUUGCGGGACUUAUUUGAACACAAAGUACAAAAUCCAAAUCCACUAAUUAUUAAACCAACCAAGUCCUAUUUUCAACAUGCGUUACAUACAGAGUUGAACUAUUAGAACUAAAAGCUCUUUCCACUCUGUAAAAACAAAUUGGUUAAAUUUUAACCGAUUUCUGUUUAUACAGUGCUAUUUAUUUUACAUCUCACAUCAGCAUUUCAUCAUUUGGAAGUUGGAACGGAAAUACUAUUUUGUUGCAUCAACAGCUGUUUCACUGUAAAAACCUUCAAAGUUGCAAUGACUGUUGACAUUCUUGUCAUGCUAUCAAUUGGGAAAUCCGCUCACCAAUGAGUGAGAAACGGUUAAAGUCCUUGCUUCAAUCCUAGGUUGGUCGUAUCAUUUUUUGCGUAUAUUCACCAGAAGACCUGCAUAUUUAUCACGUACUCGAGAACGUGGUUGCAUCUGGACACGGUUAAAUUUCGGCCAAAAAAUUACAAGAACGUGACCGGAACGCGGGCUGGCCGAAGGUGCACGCGUCCAUUGAACGCGUUCCGGACACAGGUAAAAACGCGGGGGAGUGCUUCAAUACUUCUGAGCGGUACUGUAUGUAUGGAUUCUCUAUUGGAGGCCAGAACCACACCAAGUUCAGACUCCAUAUAAUUCCCAUAGAUAUGGGAAGUAUAUGGCACAACCAAGUGUGGACUACCAUAUAAUUCCCAUAUAUGGGAAUUAUAUGGGACAACCAAGUGUGUACUACCAUAUAAUUCCCAUAGGUAUGGGAAGUAUAUGGGACAACCAAGUGUGGACUACCAUAUAAUUCCCAUAGAAUUGGUUAUAUGUAAAAGCAUGUCAUUGAUAUGGAUUACCUAUGGACCAAGUAACCCCACAGAUUUCCCAUAGGAUUAAUAGCAAUGUGUUUGUUUCCAUAGCUUUUCCAUAUCUCAAUAUUUAACAAAUUUAGACACCAUACCAAUCCCACAUGAUAUCUAUAUUGUCCCAUAUCAUGCCCACAUAUGGGUCAUAUAUGGCCCAAACUUUGCCAUAUCUUUCCCAUACUUUUGCUUUGGUAAGGGUUGAGAUCCAACAUUGAUAGAGAACACCAUAAACUCUAUCAGGAGGCAGUGGAACUUGCAGCUACAAUUGGGCUUGACCCCUGUAAGCCUAGAAUUAUUCCAGUGCAAGCACAUAGAAAUAAUAAUCCAUCAGAUUCUAUUGAAGGGCAUUAUAGACUUAAUCUUUCUGUUGUUUUUCUUGAUCAUGCUUUAAAUCAACUUGAAACUAGGUUCCCUCCUGAAGCCUAUACAUGUUACAGUGGGUUUUCUAUAGUUCCCACUGUUAUGUUGGCAAACCCAUCCACAUGGAAAAAUUCUGUUACACUAUUUUGCCAACAUUAUUCUAGUGACAUCCCAAAUGUCAUUGGUUUGCCUGCCGAAUUAACUUUAUGGCAAAGAAGAUGGGAAGAUAAGGUUGAGGAAGUUGGUAUAGACAAACUUCCUGACAGGGUAUCCAAAACACUAAUAUCUGUAGACCCUGUAGCUUUUCCAAAUAUUUUUACUGUAUUAAAGAUAUUGGCAACUAUUCCUGUCACCUCCUGUAGCUGUGAAAGGUCAAUUUCAUCUCUCAGACUUCUUAAGAACUAUUUAAGGAACACUACAGGCCAGGAAAGACUAAAUGGUUUGACCCUAAUGCAUGCACAUAAGGCAAUUUCUCUGGAUUAUGAACAGAUCAUUGAUCUGUUUGCUAGCCUUCAUCCAAGAAGAAUGAGAAUGGUGCAUAUUUUAUGUAGUGAUGACUAAAUUGACUAAUUAUUCAUGACUAUAUGACAUGUUAAUUUAUGUACAAAUGUGCAUGAUUAAUUGAAUAUUAAAUGCACAUACAGUAUAUAUUUGAUCAAAUGCAUACAGCCAUAAAGAACAAUAUUAAGCUAGCAACUUAAUACACAUGAAUUCAUAAAAUGUUUCACAUUUUGUUAGGCACAUUUGUAUGUGUUUUAAAUAUUUCCCGAUAAUCCCAUCUUUGACUUCUAAGUUUCUUCUUUGGAAGUGGUGGUUUGCUUUGACAUAUACUGAAUAACUGAAAUGUUACUUUGCUAACAAUGGUCAACUGCAUACGAUUCAGAUCAUCCAGUGAUAUCCUAAGAUGUUGUAUAACUUUGAAAGAACAGUGGUAGUUGUGUGCCAAUUGUCAUUGUCAUCUUACAUUACCAGUGAUGUAAGUACUCGUUACUAAAGUAACACGUUACUAAUUACUAAUUACUUUUUGGGUAAUUUUUUGUUAAUUAAUUACUUUUUGCACCAAAGUAAUUUGUAACGUAAUCAAUUACUUUUUGAAGGUAACGAGUAACAUUUUAAAGAAUGUAAUUUGCGUUACUUUUGGGCACUUUUAUUAUUUUCCAAAAAAACGACGAUGACGAUGAAUUUCUCAAGUCAAAGAAGAAGGCAACCAAAUCGCCUUUAGAUACCUGCUUGGCUUUAAACAUUAUUGAUGCCACAGUUUACAAUGGACACUGUGCUGCACCUUUGAAGCAAAUGGCUUUGAAGUUAAACACCGUAUUGCCUGCAAGUGCAGCUGUUGAACGUCUUCUCAGCUGUGGAGGCUUGAUCAGUUAACUGGUGACCAUUUUGAGUCGGCACUACUCUUAAAGCUGAACUCCAAAUUUAAUACCAUUGCAUGAGUCUUAACUCUUAACUUUGGAACUGCCUUUUGAAUUAACAUUUUGUUGUUGUUUAAGUCCAUGAGAACUUGAAAGUAAUUUCAAAGUAAUUAGUAAUUAAUUACUUUUCAAAAAUGUAAUUAGUAAUCGGUAAUUAAUUACAUUUGAGAGACAGUAAUAAGUAAUUAGUAAUAAUUACUUUUUUGGAGAAGUAAUUGUAAUUUUACUCGUUACUUUUUUUUGGUAAUUUUCACAUCACUGUACAUUACUGACAUGAAGUCACAGUGAAGAUAGCAGAAGAACAAAUGAACAAUGACAUAUUCAUAUUGAUCAUUGACAUAAAGUAUAAACUUAAAGGUUCUUUUUUAGGGACUGCAAAUGCCUCAAAAAAAAAAAGAAAAGAACUUUAAUUGUUAAUUUGUGUUUAUUCCAGGACCUGGACCCCCCUCCCUCCCCUUAGCUAACUCGCGCCUCACGGUGAGAGCUAGUGUUGUCUUGGAAACUAGUCACAAGAACGUCUAGAUCCACCCCUGUCAGCUCAUGCUAUGCUAAUAAACCUGCAUGAUGGCUGCAUCUAUUUGAAUAAUGCAAAUCAUUAAGAGGCAGUCUCUGUAAAAGCGGUCCACUGCAUUUCGGAUCAGUUUUCUCCCAAACUUUUACCGUGAAAUGGCACAUACCAGUGAGGUAUGAAACUAAUUUGGUUUUUCGAUUUUCAUAAAAAUAAUAUUUUUACAGCGCUUUAGUUCCAGGCGACCGUCUUCGCUGAAUUUGCACUUUUCGUCGACUGAAAAUUACACACAUUUAAAACAUUUCAGCUCACGGUAUAUAGACCUCUGCACCAAGAUCUUUUUUCCCAGUCUUGUUCAUUUAUUCAAGUGCAAAAUUCAAGCAAAAUUUUGAAUGUCGAAAGAAAUGCGGGGGGGGGGGGAAUACGCAAUGAUACUCGUUUUACGCCUUUCUUAAAAUCACGACACACUGACCCUCAGAAAAUAGCUUUGAUCUCCUAAGUCCAGCACUGAAAACCUAAAGCUUCUAUACCAAUCUACUAGUCUAAGGAUGUAUAAAAAAGAUUGAUAAAACAUUUUGCGCUUUUUAUUUAAAUUCUGCACAACAACCUCGGACUUUCUGUGUUUUUGAUGCAAAAUUACAUUUAUUUAAUUAGGCGGUAAAUAUAAACUGUAAUGAAACACUGUUUAUAUUGCAUUCGGAUUUAAAGCAUUAAAUAUUUUCUUAUUUUCAAAUAUAAAGUUCAAGAAUUUUUUUACUAAAUGGUGCAAAAUACUCCACUGUUUAUUAAACAGUACUUAAUAUUUUACCAAAAUAGAAUUUCAAAACAGCAAUUCAAUUUUUUUACUCAUGAAGUUCUAGUUCGGAUAAAAACUUGUAGUGAUGACUAAAUUGACUAAUUAUUCAUGACUAUAUGACAUGUUAAUUUAUGUACAAAUGUGCAUGAUUAAUUGAAUAUUAAAUGCACAUACAGUAUAUAUUUGAUCAAAUGCAUACAGCCAUAAAGAACAAUAUUAAGCUAGCAACUUAAUACACAUGAAUUCAUAAAAUGUUUCACAUUUUGUUAGGCACAUUUGUAUGUGUUUUAAAUAUUUCCCGAUAAUCCCAUCUUUGACUUCUAAGUUUCUUCUUUGGAAGUGGUGGUUUGCUUUGACAUAUACUGAAUAACUGAAAUGUUACUUUGCUAACAAUGGUCAACUGCAUACGAUUCAGAUCAUCCAGUGAUAUCCUAAGAUGUUGUAUAACUUUGAAAGAACAGUGGUAGUUGUGUGCCAAUUGUCAUUGUCAUCUUACAUUACCAGUGAUGUAAGUACUCGUUACUAAAGUAACACGUUACUAAUUACUAAUUACUUUUUGGGUAAUUUUUUGUUAAUUAAUUACUUUUUGCACCAAAGUAAUUUGUAACGUAAUCAAUUACUUUUUGAAGGUAACGAGUAACAUUUUAAAGAAUGUAAUUUGCGUUACUUUUGGGCACUUUUAUUAUUUUCCAAAAAAACGACGAUGACGAUGAAUUUCUCAAGUCAAAGAAGAAGGCAACCAAAUCGCCUUUAGAUACCUGCUUGGCUUUAAACAUUAUUGAUGCCACAGUUUACAAUGGACACUGUGCUGCACCUUUGAAGCAAAUGGCUUUGAAGUUAAACACCGUAUUGCCUGCAAGUGCAGCUGUUGAACGUCUUCUCAGCUGUGGAGGCUUGAUCAGUUAACUGGUGACCAUUUUGAGUCGGCACUACUCUUAAAGCUGAACUCCAAAUUUAAUACCAUUGCAUGAGUCUUAACUCUUAACUUUGGAACUGCCUUUUGAAUUAACAUUUUGUUGUUGUUUAAGUCCAUGAGAACUUGAAAGUAAUUUCAAAGUAAUUAGUAAUUAAUUACUUUUCAAAAAUGUAAUUAGUAAUCGGUAAUUAAUUACAUUUGAGAGACAGUAAUAAGUAAUUAGUAAUAAUUACUUUUUUGGAGAAGUAAUUGUAAUUUUACUCGUUACUUUUUUUUGGUAAUUUUCACAUCACUGUACAUUACUGACAUGAAGUCACAGUGAAGAUAGCAGAAGAACAAAUGAACAAUGACAUAUUCAUAUUGAUCAUUGACAUAAAGUAUAAACUUAAAGGUUCUUUUUUAGAGACUGCAAAUGCCUCAAAAAAAAAAGAAAAGAACUUUAAUUGUUAAUUUGUGUUUAUUCCAGGACCUGGACCCCCCUCCUUCCCCUUAGCUAACUCGCGCCUCACGGUGAGAGCUAGUGUUGUCUUGGAAACUAGUCACAAGAACGUCUAGAUCCACCCCUGUCAGCUCAUGCUAUGCUAAUAAACCUGCAUGAUGGCUGCAUCUAUUUGAAUAAUGCAAAUCAUUAAGAGGCAGUCUCUGUAAAAGCGGUCCACUGCAUUUCGGAUCAGUUUUCUCCCAAACUUUUACCCUGAAAUGGCACAUACCAGUGAGGUAUGAAACUAAUUUGGUUUUUCGAUUUUCAUAAAAAUAAUAUUUUUGCAGCGCUUUAGUUCCAGGCGACCGUCUUCGCUGAAUUUGCACUUUUCGUCGACUGAAAAUUACACACAUUUAAAACAUUUCAGCUCACGGUAUAUAGACCUCUGCACCAAGAUCUUUUUUCCCAGUCUUGUUCAUUUAUUCAAGUGCAAAAUUCAAGCAAAAUUUUGAAUGUCGAAAGAAAUGCGGGGGGGGGGGGAAUACGCAAUGAUACUCGUUUUACGCCUUUCUUAAAAUCACGACACACUGACCCUCAGAAAAUAGCUUUGAUCUCCUAAGUCCAGCACUGAAAACCUAAAGCUUCUAUACCAAUCUACUAGUCUAAGGAUGUAUAAAAAAGAUUGAUAAAACAUUUUGCGCUUUUUAUUUAAAUUCUGCACAACAACCUCGGACUUUCUGUGUUUUUGAUGCAAAAUUACAUUUAUUUAAUUAGGCGGUAAAUAUAAACUGUAAUGAAACACUGUUUAUAUUGCAUUCGGAUUUAAAGCAUUAAAUAUUUUCUUAUUUUCAAAUAUAAAGUUCAAGAAUUUUUUUACUAAAUGGUGCAAAAUACUCCACUGUUUAUUAAACAGUACUUAAUAUUUUACCAAAAUAGAAUUUCAAAACAGCAAUUCAAUUUUUUUACUCAUGAAGUUCUAGUUCGGAUAAAAACUUGUUGCAGGAAGUAUAUACAAAUAUAUCCGAUAUUCUUAUAUCACUUAAUUGACUUAAACGUAGGAAAAAUAACCAAAAUACAUGUCAUGUGCAUAUAUAUAUAUAUAUACCACGACGAAAUCGACAUCUUACUGAACGUGACUUUAUAUAUAUUUUAAGGCUUAAGGCAGCAAGUGAUAUUAUAAUUUUUAAAACAUUUUGCACUUUUAUUUUAAUAUUUUUGAUAUAUUCUACACAGCAACCUCGAACUUGCUUUUUGUUAAUUUAUAAAGCCUGACAUGACAUAUUACACUCUAAAUUUCGAAGUGUUCAGCGAACACCAAAUAAGUGUAAAUUUACACAAUUUCGGUGUAAAUCGGAAAAAUACACCACUGAAGUGUAAAAUUACACUUCAAGGUGUAUUUUUACACUGAUGUUGUGUUACCUCAACACUUAUUAGGUGUAAAGUGCCAAAUUGGUGUAAAUUUACACCAGAAGUCGGUAAAUAGACACUAUUUAUGUGUAUUAAAACACAACUUUAGUGUAAACAGUUAUAUGACAAUCUUGUGUUCACAUGAGAAAUACUGUUUGUACUAAAAGCUUUUUUAUUAAUUAUUACUUAUUUGAAGAAUAUCGAGAAUUGGUUAAUUAAAGUAUAUCAUGGGAAAUAUUUGACCCAUACAUUUGCACACUCGUCAUAGAACUAUAUACAUAUACCUAUACAUAUUAUUUACAUCCUAAUUUUCACAAUCAGCUAAGUCAUAUCGCAUUCUUAUAUACUUUCUCAUAAUUCCAUCCGUUUUCACAGCACAAAUAUCUAAAGGAUGGUAGUCCAGGAGUUCAUCAUAACUCGUGACAAUAUUGUUUACUAUUGCAACUUCAUAAGAGUGCAAGUGCUUAUGGAAUCUUAAUGUAUGCAUUUUUCUACAAGUAAAAAAUACAUCUCCAUUCGCCAUGAUGAAUAUGUCUUCUAUCAUCAAGAAAAUUGGUAGUACAGAAUGCUGGUAAACGACUGCUGCCCGCUUAUGGUACUUGACUUCAUGAAUCACAAUCCAAUUUCCCCUAAAAAUAUACCAUCAAGAGCAUUAUAGGUAUGUACCAAAUACCUAUCAAUGCUAAUUAAGUAUUACAUCAAGAGUGCCGAACAGUAGAAAAAAUUCAAGGAAAUAACGUAAACAAUUUAAGGAAAUUCUGAUGGCAAAAAUGAGAAAUUUUGAUUUUGAAAAUGGAAGCACAUGGUCGCUAAAUUACUCCACGUGUUCAAGAUGGCAGAACUACCAGAAAUUGAUCCUGAGGUAAUCACGGUUUUCGUUCAUGAAUUAUUAAUAUGGUUUUGAAUAUGAAAGUCAAUCUCUGAUUUUUUAAUGCCUUACAGAUGAAACAUGAACAGACGAGAGAUGAAAAUGAGAUAGGGAGCGAUCGAACUUCAACAGGUCAGCAGUUGUUGAUGCAUAUUAAAUUGAUAUAAAUAUAGUGUUUCUAAACUUUAUACAGUUGAUAACAAUAUAUAGUACUGCCUGUUAUAUGCCUGCAGGAUUUUGUAUUUGGCGUACUCAAAACCCUCACAAAAUGUCUAAUUCAGGAAGUAAACUUUUUUAUUAUGAAAUCUUCACAUUUCAAAAUUCUGAAAUAAUUAAUAGGCAAUUUCUUUAUAUAGAGAAAGAAACUGCAACCUCGACUUCCAAUAUCAAAAAAGACAAGAAAAGCAAAAAAAGAAAAUUGAGGAAUGAAAAAAAGAAAGAAAAAAAGGAGAGAGAAAAAAGAAAAAAGCCUAAACUGUGUGAAGAGGAACAUUAUAAUUCAGAUGACACAAUAAUCAUUGGUCCAAAUGAGUCGCACCAUUUCCUGUGGGAAUGAACCAUUGACAUACCCUGGUAUGAAAUGAGAGGCGGGAAGGAAGAGCCUCUGGUCACAUCGGUUGCAAAUCCCACUUCUACACUUGAUUAGGUUCAGAAUUUGAAUCUCGCAUGUGGUUGGCCAUUUGUAAAAAUAUGUCAAAUUUAUUUCCCAAACCGGUUUGACAUAUUUUUACAAAUGGCCAACCACAAGUGAGAUUCAAAUUCUGAACCUAAUCAAGUGUGGAAGCAGCGUUGGAAAUAACAACCGAUCAAGAAAUUGCUUAUGAUUGGUGGAAAAGCAUGAUCAGGAACUUUGGGAAUGUUAUUUCAAGCCUUGGUUGAAGUGGGAUUUGCAACUGAUGUGACCAGAGGCUCUUCCUUCUUGUUUUUUUCGUCUCACAAAGAUUUGCCUCGUAAAGAGCCUCUUGAACUAGGGUAACAUUGACAUUGUCUUUAUUAAAGCGAACAAUAGCGAAUGCUUCAAUUCUAUUUGUUAAUGAAAAGGAAUAAGAAAGAUAGAUUAAGAGGAUUGAAGGGCUUAAGUUAAUGAUACACUACUGUUGCAGGGCUGUAAAUAAAUAUUUGAUUUGACAAGACAUUUGUCCGAUCACUUUUAAUUUUGGUCAGACAUAACUUGAAUUUGGUCGAACAAAAACCAACAUCGUUAAUAGUGAACUUAACCCAUUGAGUGGCAACACUCUCCCCCUGACUUGACAAGUAAAAUCAUCUAGCAUUAGACAGAGUAAAAUAACAAAAUAGGGCACAUUACCACUUAAAGGCAGAUAGUGUGAUUAACCCAUUGAGUGGCAGUGCUCUCCACUUGACGAGUAAACUCGUCUGGUGUUAGACAGAAAGUAGGGCGCAUCAGGUUACAUUGCCACUUACAGGGUUAAGAUGAUGCAUGGGCAGUUUGUUUGGUUAAACAAUUGAGUGGCAACACUCUCCCUCUGACAAAUACAAUUGUCUGGUAUUACAGUAGAUAGAAUAAAAUAACAAAGUAGGGCAGAUCCUGGGUGCAUUGCCACUGAAAGGUUUAAAAUCAAAAUGGGGAGAACUAUGCACAAUUAUUUCCCUGUUUCCAGUACAGGUACAGUACAGGUACAGUACAGGUAGCAUAACCAUGCAGACUUUGCAAGAACAAACAAUCUAGUUAAUUAAACUGUGUUACCAGAUGCACACUAAACAGAUUGUACCACAUCUUUACUCAUAAUCUGUAUUAAAGUGAGGAUGUUGUCGUCUUCCAAAUACUGGUAGAAUGGCCUCACUGUAUGUUACCUCAUCAGUAGUCUGAUACUUACAUGUAGACCUUCGUCUCUGGUGUCAAAAGAGCGCAUUUCUCACACAAACUGGCACACUUUUCUGCUGCAACUUCUUUUAGUUCAAUAGUUGACCCUGUACAUAGAGAGAAUAUGUCAAAUAUGUACUAUAUCAAAAUCUGUGCACAAAAUUGACAUGUUAUUGUAAAACAUGUAAAAGUGAAAUAUUUCUAACCAGGUCCAGUCUCUGUAACAAGUUUCAAAUAUGCAUCUUCUUCGCACAACCAAUAGCACUGGAGACGUUGAUGCCUUAUUGCCAAGGUCUUCGGCAAGUUUUUAAAGUUGUUCAUUCCUUGAGCCAAUCUUUUGAAAUAGUGAUGCUUUGCCUCAAAUCUCAUGCACCACUGUCGCACAAGUGGUCCAUUCCUGUUGAAAAAUAUGUUUAGAUUGCAUAUUGAAAAAUUAAUGACCGACUACUUCAAAUGACGACAUUUCUUCAAAUGAUACGACACUUGAGGGGGCCAAGUACAAAUCAUCUGGAUUCCAGAGGGAAUUGAAUAGAAUUUAUAGACCUAAAUUUUACAGAUAUUGGUCAAAAAUAAGGGUUUCAUGCUUGUUUAAACAGGAAUGUCAGAAAAAAUUUUUGACCCUUAAUUUAAUUGGCUUAUGUCCGAAAACAUUUUUUCGCCCCUUUUUUGAAUGUCCGGAAAAAAUAUUUCCGACCUCCCCUCCCCACCCGCUUGCCAACAUUUUGGGGAGAAAUAGUGGCCAAAAAAAAAUUUUUGCUGCAGGGCAUCAUCGGCGUUCGCAGGGCAAUUCUAGCAGACACCCCCCUAAUUAAAAGGAGCUAGUUUCGCCCCUGGGUAUUCUGCCGGGAGUCCAAUUGUCCCCUAAACAUUGAAGUGCAUCAGAAAUUAGAAAUGCUUGAUGCUGACAUGUCAGUAGUUAUUUUACUUAUCUUCACUUUUGUCUAAUAAGAAAAUAUAAUGAAUAUCAGAAAUCAUACUCAGUUACGGUUUCCCAACCCCUGUUGAAAUCACUGAAUUGACCAAAUUCACAUGAUGGAAUCUCAUGGGGGUCACCGCCACCUCUCUCAUGUUUCCUGUGACCCUGUUUUAUGAAUGUUUUUUGGAUAAUGUUUGAAAAUAUAGUGCCUUAUUGGGAAAAUGUUGCCUUUACCCCAUGAACUAUAGCCUGUGUGUCCUGGCCAUGAGCCUGCCACACAGCUGAUCAUAGCCUACUUGAAAAAUGGAUGCCGCAAUACCACUUGGGGCUCUGGCAGUAACGUACCUUCUAAUUUGAGCAGGAUAGUGAACCAUGAAAUGUUGCUUUGGAAUCAGUCUGGUGUUUGGAUAAAGAUUCUUGAAUUCCUCCAGAUACUCUUUGAUGAGAACUUGCAGGUAAUAAGUUAUCUGCCUUGCAAUAACUGGUGAGAUAACUAUAUCCACAAUCUUCAUCAGAUCACUAAAUAAUUCCCAGUCAGGGUUGUCUUCAGGUACUAGAUCAUGAAUGAUCAUGGGUAAGAAUCUAGAGAGACACCACAUUUGUGAUGCUAUAAAAAUACAUGUCAUUUUUUUGUUAUUUAUUAGACAGAGUACAAGAAUAAAGUAGGGUGCAUUGCUGCUUUUGGGUUAACAAAACACAUUGGCAGAUUACAGACACAUUGGCAGAUUACAGACACAAUUGUUUAAUUGGUUAACCCAUUAGAGGGCAAGACUCCCCUUCACGAGUCAAAUCGUCUGGCAUUAGACAGAGUAAAAGAAAAAAGUAUGGAGCAUUGCUGCUUACUGGGUUAACUAGUAUUGGUACAGUACAUGUGCAAAAAUAGUCAUCACAUAGCAGUACUACCUCCUGAUAAAUUGCUUUAUGAAAAAUAGAACCCUACCCACCCACAACCUGAACAGAUACAGCAGAUUACAAUAUGAAUGCUCUACUAUUUUCGAAAUUAAAAUUGGAUUGAAACCAGAUUAAAGAUUUAUUUGGUACAAUACCUGACUGACGUAUAUGGCAAUCUGAUGCAGUUAUGUUUUUGAGCAAGCUUGAUUUGUUUCGGUAAUCACUGGUGCCAAAGGCAAAGCCCUGAAUCCGCCAAAUUGAGUUCAUUAAUGGUGAAUUUUUUCUCCUCCACAAUAAACUUCCUUAACAUAACCUUGAAAUGCAAAGGUAGAACUCCCUCCAGAAUAUCAUGCAUAAUAUCUGGAGGAAGGCCGUCCACAACAUGAAAAUACUUGGAGUUGUUCAACUCAGAUUGUGCCUUAACACCAUAAACAGAUGCCGAUUCAGGGUCAGUAGAUACCAUUGCAGCAUGUCGGUCAUACAUCUUCCUGGAACGCAUGGUAAACUCUUCUUCUGUAAACUGAACAGAAAUUACAUGUCUUUAGAAAUCUCAGCCAAGGAGGCCUCAAUAUAAGCAUAAUCAACAGACAAUGCCAGUGUGCCAGCAUUAUGGUUACAAGGUUUACCAUCGGUUUACUUUCUCCAAAACAUAAUUUUACACAAGUUUCUAAAUAUCUGUAGUUUUCAUUUUGGCAAAAAUAGCUAAAACAAACUGCAUUAACCAUUAUACAGUACUGCUUAAGAAAUUAAUACUGUUUACAAGAUUAAUAGCAGACUUCAAAUUAAUUGAGCAAAAAAAACAAACAAAAAAUGGCCAUGCUAGCCUUAUAAAUUGUAAUGCAUUAACACAUUAAGCGCCAGCGCUCUCCCCUUCACAAGUAAUAAUAAAGUAGGGUGCAUCAGAGUGCAAUGUGACUCAGUGGUUUAACCCAUUGAGUGGCAGCACUCUCGCCUGACGAGUAAAAUAGUCUGGAAUAGAGUGAAAUAUUCUGGAAUAGAGUGAAAUAUUCUGGCAUUAGACAGAGUAAAAUAAUAAUAAUAAAAGUAGGGUGCAAAACUUAUCCCAUAUUUUAUAGUGAAAUGAUUCCUAGACCUAGUACCUGAGCCUACUUUCUUACCACAAUCGCCUACUUAAAUGAUACUGAAAGCAUUGAAUGAAGUCAUUAAAAAUGCAGCUUUAGUUACAACAUUAUAAAUGUUAUGAAAAUUACCUUCGACUGAAAUUCAUCCAAUAAACCCAUACAAAAUCGACAAGGCCUUUGGACAGAAAAGCUCUCCAUGAAACCUCCAAUUCCAUUACUGCCAAGGUUAUCUGCCAAAACCAAGCUUAUUGUACCUUCCAUCCACUGAACACAAUGUCCUAUCUUCAGUUGAACUCCAUGCUCCUAAAUACAAUGAUUGAAACACAAUAAACCAUAGGAUAGAGGGUGUAAAAUAGAGGAACUACAGUAAACAAAUAAGAUUCUCGAUACUCAAGAUUCAUGACCCCACAAGCUUGUAGCUUUAAACAUGUCAAAAUAAUAAAGGUUGUCUAUCUACUUACUGAUUCUAGUAAUGCUACAUCUGCCACGAGCGGCUUCAGAACCCGUUGCAUCCCAUACUUCUUUAUCCACUUGACUGGACACAAUAUGGCGAGGUUGAGCAUCUUGAGAGACGAUCUGUAUUUUGGAUGAAGAUUACCUAACACCCAGUAAAAACCACCCUGGGAAAAAUAAUUUAACUUAUUCUUCAGUUUCUGGUUUGCUGUUCCAGGCAUCCAUAAAAUUUGAUAAUUGGGUUUCAUUCUAUGGUUUAAUUAAUGUACUGGGUCAAAAUAAAUCAUCGGAACAGCCAUCAUUAUAUAUGAAGGAAUGCAUCGAUUCUUAUAUCAAAUGGCAGGGCCAAGGGAGUGCUGAGCAGACUAACCUAUCUGCAAGUCAAAGAAUGGGGGCAGGUCCCUUCUUGGGUAAUCAGUUCACACCACGGCUGAGAAGCUAGUUCACAUAUAAUAGGUUUGAUCUGAUAAAGUAGCUGUGUAUAGUAAGGUUAUCAUUAUCAAACUACCUGAAAGAUUUCGAGAAAAAUGUUCUUCAACCUUUUGAGUGAAGUCCCUUGGUCAACAAGUUAGUGGAUAGUGGAUAAAGCAAUCCCCCCUGCUUUAACAUGUUUACAGUAUAUUUGUUUAUACUGUAAUUCAUAUUUAUCUGAUGUGGUAUGAAACUAAGUUAAAAACAGGACUUUAUUAUAUACCAAGUUUGUGGAUUGUUGCCUUCACUCCUAAAGGAUUUGCCACUUCAAAGUCGUCAUAGUACAGCAAAAGUUGAAUCGCUUUAUGAUUCGUAGAAAAUAACGGAUGGUGACCAGGGCUAAACAGUUCUCCAUCGCAAAGGUCAUAUUAUGCAUCUUCCCAUCUGUGCUUUGGUGUAAAUUUUGAACCUAGUUAUUAAAUUAAUAAACAAAUUACAGUGGUGAAUUAUUUCAUUUAAAGCCUGCCACACAAGAGAGCAACUUGCUGAGCUAACUGGCUCUUGCGUCAGCUCAGCUCAGCAAGUUUCUCUCGUGUGUGGAUAGUUUUCGUGAGGAUUUGACCUCUCGAGGCCUUGAGGAAAAUAUCUAUUGUGUUUGAUACUUUUCACCUUGCGAGGAAAAAGUUUCAACGUCUGUGGAUGUUGUGAGCUUAGUGGGGGGGGGGGGCAACCACCCCAGGGCUUCGCCCCUCUCCCCACUUUUGUUUUCCAAUGGUUGUUGUUACUGCAAGCUUGACUAAGGCCCUCAUUUUAUGGAGGCGAGUUACCCGGCUAAGCGAGUUGAAAAGUACAUAAGAUCAAAGGUUUAGGCUCAUUACUCUUUCGUUAUAUGCAGUUUUCAACUCGCUUAGCUGGGUAACUCGCCUCCAUAUAAUCAGCCCCUAACAGCGUGUGAGAACUUUAUAUUCAUAUGGAGUUUUGGACUUUUGUAAUUCCAAAGUUUGGAUACAAAUUCAUCAAACAAUUCAUGCUAAUAUUUCUUACCUGUGAGAAUAUGUCAACUUGGUUGAGCAAUUGCUGCAAUACCUUUAUGACCGAAAUGUACUGAAAUGAAUGUUUCUUCACUUUGACUCCAGAACUGACCACCUCUUCCCCCAACACUAUUUCACUUGGAUCCUGUAUAUUAUUAAAGAUAAAAGUUUGUCACCAUGUAAACAGAUUUAGGAAAUCAUGAAAACAACUUAUUGCUGUUUAUAACAUACUGUAUUAUCUCCAAAAUUGUUGCUGUUAAUAUAUAAUGGUACUGGUAUAUGGUAUAUGAUACUGAUAGAUCAUUUUUGUUUGAGCAGGGUUAGGUUAGGGGCUGAGCCUGGCUAUUUGGGCUGGCCUAGUUUACAUGUAGACUAAGUAAAAUAAUUUUGUAAAAGGAAUUUGUAUGAAGCCUGGAGCCUCAGUUAACUAGGCAAGCCAGCUGGGCUCAUGUAUGUAAACAGCCCCUUUAUGGUAGAGCUACUUACCACCAUGUUAAGUGUGUCCCUCGGGUAUUUGUUUCUUUCCUUUGAAGUUUUGAGUUGCUUCAUGGAUGCAGAAACAUCAUGUUGUGACUCAAGCAAGUCCUACAAUCCUUCAAUGUCUUUUGGGUCAAGACCAGUCUGCUUAAUGCAUUUCUUCACCUGUGCUUUCAGAUGCUCCUCGUUUUGCUCUAACAGUUCACAAGUGUUUUCGAGUAUUGUAUCAGUUGCAGUGUCACUGAGUCGAUUGAAUUCCUGCGUCUUCAAAGCAAAUAAUGCUAUUUCUUUCACAGAAAUAUCAUGUGUAGUUCCAUCCAUCUUCUCUUCGUUGCAAGGCGUUUGAUCGGCAUUCUCAUGACAGUCAUCGUUUUGUGGAAUAAGAUUGUCUAUUUCGUUAUCCAAAUCAAUUUCACCACAAUGUUUUCGACGCAUGUGAGAGGUUAACGAUGAUAUGAGUGAAUAUGACCGAAAACAGGAGUAAACUGGGCACCUUAUCUCAAAAUUAGGUUCGUGGACAUGAUAAUUCCGGAAAUGACUUAGAUAUUUUUUUAACGAGGCAAAUGAAAGAUAUACACAAUUAGUUUUCACACAUUUGAGAGUACUCGGGAAGCCGUCGGUAUUAUGAAAGAACGCAAGUGAGUCGCACAAAACUGCCCAAAACAUUAUUUAUACUGCAUUUUCCUGAAAAUUGAAAAGUGAUUAUAGCCUACUAUUGGCAAACGGCACUAUUGUAAACUUUCUAUGAUAACAAAACUGCUAAUGGUAAUAAUGAUAUUUAUAUAUUAUAAUUCAUUCAUAUAUACAAUAACUUAGGAACGCAAAGACUUCUGGGGAAUUUUGUCAUAUUGCACAUGUUCUGUCUUGAAUUUGUUCGUUGUCGGUUGGAAAAUUUGUUUCGCUUCGAAAAUAAUCCGUUUUAAAUAGUUAAAAUACAGAUAAAAAUGGGAUCUGUACUUAAAGAAACAUUCUCCGUUGACGAUGUAUUCGCGUGGCUUAAUAGUAAUGGCUUUGAAGACGUUAGUCAGGCAUUUUAUGGUAUGUAUUGAUUUUAUAACAUCUCGUGUCAAAAUUAUGGCAAUAUCACAAAUGGACAGUUUGUUCAGUUUAUAUCGUUUAUAAAGACCUAUUUGCUGCUUGUUUUGAGAUUUGUAAGAAUAUGAGUACUCUUAGUGUGUGAUUAGUCUUUUAUAGAUUACGAGGAAUUAUUAAUUUGUUCUAUUUUUCCUAAUUUUUUGUUAUAUGUUCUAUAAACAGACAAAGGUAUUGAUGAGGAAGCCAUGUCUUGUCUGACUGAGAAUGCCUUGCAGUCAUUAGUCAUCAGGAUUAGCCCAAGAAUGAAAUUGCUGAAGGCUAUCAAAGGAAUGCAAGCCCACUCGAAUUUAUCCGAUUCUCGAAGCGAGGAUUCAACGUCUGGCUUGGUUUCAAUUCAAAGCUGGGGAGAAGAUGCUUCUGAAAGCUGUACUUCAACUUCAAGCUGUGCUGAUGAACUUGAUCCAUCAACUAGCCUUUCAAGGUAUAGAUUGAGUUGUGAAAUAUGAUGAAUGUAGCCUAGAGUCCGGAUUAUCAGAUUGAGUGCCACAGGCUGCAAAAUUUACAUAAGCAUAUUUUUGUCAUUUUAUAUAUUUAAUAUGAGUAUAAAUUUAUAUCAUAUGUGUUUUUAACAGCAAUGAAAGUGCAGUGCCAGUGGUCAAAAGGCAGUGGACUUCGCCAUUCAUUCUGCCUGAACGAUUCCCACCUUUAGUUCAGGAAACACUUGGGAAAAAAAUGGAUAUGAGCAAGCAAGCAAGCAAGAUGCAAGUUCAUCCAGACAAUCUAUGACCGUAUGACCGGAUUUGCUUGUUUACUGUGUAAGUUUACUCUUAUUCAUAUUGUAAUUUUAACCUGAAGUUUUUUUUUAAUAAUUUCCUCAAGUUCUCUUAUAAUUUAAAAAUGAAAAUUAAAUAAUAUUUAUUCAGGAAGCUCCACUCACCGAAGUGUUCAUCAGGGAGGACCUGCCUGUUACCAAUCACACUUGGAAAAUAUUCUACGAAAAUUAAUUUGUCAUGUUGUUUUUAUAGUUGUCCUACUCCAGACCAAAGAUGUGAUGUUUGCCGUGCAAUCAUGCCGAUGCUGGUGGUAGCUAUGUAAGUCUUGUAUUUUGUAUCUACAACUUAUAUUUGAUUUUGAAUGGGGAAUGGCAGUUGAAUGAUAUCAAGAGCAUGUUUUAUGUUAAGAGCCUGUUCAUAUGAGCUGGGGGGGGGGACUGACUUGCAAGAGGCGAGAUCUCGCCUCGUAUAUUGUUUUUAUAUGUUUUUGAGAUUUGAUUUGCAUGCAAACCAGACGUAGCGGGAAUUUCUGUAGCGCUUGCCGGGCUAGCCCUCUUUGUGUGAAACAAAUAACAACUUGGCCCAGCAAAGUGAGCUAGCAGAGCCUGGUUUAAAGGUCAGCUCGGCUCAUAUGAACAAGCCCUAAAGCUAGUUUUCUCGAGUUACCAGUGGUUGUUAUACCAGUGGUUUGUGACUGCAGCCAAGGCAUGCAUAUUUCAAUGGCUGGCAAAAAAUUAUUACUUGCCAAAUAAAAAAAUUCACAGGUAAAAUUCUAUGUGCAGGUUGUUUGAUUCCAUUUGUUUACCCAACAAUACUAGUAUCCAUAGUUUCCUUUGUUUAUUACUGCUGUUUGCAAGCUACCAUUAGGCGUGUGAUUUUCUCAGGUUUGUUUACAUUUCAAAUGGUCUGGUUUUGACUGGAAAACAUUAACAUUCUCAGCAAGCCAAUCAACAUUUGCCACAAACCUGAAAAUUUGCAUGUGCAAUGGUAGCUUGCAAACAGCAGUAUGACAAAUAUAUGGUUGGUAUAUUUUAAAAUAAAGUGUUUUUUUAAUUAUUUACAAGGGUAGGAUCAUUUGGAUAUUUAAAAAAAAACACGAAAUAGCAGACCAUAAUUUAUUUGUUCUGUCAAAAAAGAAUAAUUUGGCAGGCCAUAUAUUUUUCUUAUUUAUUUUGAUCCCUGGUCAUGUUUAGUAUGUUUAUUGCCAACCUUUAUUUAAUAUUAAGUAACCAUUCAUUCCCAGCCCAUUAUAUUCCCAGUACAUUUACUGUAUUUAAAUUUAACUGUAAUGUAAUUUGCCAAUCACAGCAUGUGUAACAGUGGCCAAGCAUUUUCCAGUGCCCACCUGAGGAAUUAACAAUAGUGGUGCUGAACAGUUUAUAAUCAGGCCAUAAAAUAAGUGUUGGUCAUUGACAGCAAGAAUAUAAGCUCCACCCCCCCUGAAUAUAAGCCCAUGGUUUUGUUCACAGUACGCCAUCUAGUUUACAGUCACAAUAAAUAUUAUUACUAACACCAAAUGUUGUCUAUAUAUAAGCCUCCCCCAGCCCCCAUUUUUGCCUCUGUGUGUAUAUAAGCUCAUCAAAAUAUACAGUACUUAUGGAUGCUUACGGUAUUGUGGUUUACCAGACACACAUGACUGGUUAAAAUGCACAACGGUUUCUUGUGUUUAGUUUUCACUAUCCUUAACAUUGAAGUGUAUUUAUACACCAUGUCCUGGACUAUAUAUCUUAAAUGUCAGUCAAUAAUCCAGCAGUGUGUUUUUUUCACAAUUUUCAACAAUUUUUUUAAUAAAUGUCUUAGAUUUCAAUUUUUGUUUUUCUAAAAAACAUGUGAAAUGGUAAAAAGAAUACCUGAUAUAUAUCAUUCUCAGUAAAGAUUAAAGUGUAAAUUAUAUUCGUUAACACAAUUUGUUCCUCGAGUGCAUGCGAAGACUUACCAGUUGCGGUAGCUACAAGGGUCAAGAACGGCAUUUGUUUAUUAUUAAAACGGUGUUCUGUUUUAACAGAAACUUAAAACUUAAAAGUUUUCUUUAUAAGGAGCUUGUGAAGCGAGUUUUCCGGAAUUGCAGGACUUCAUGUAAGAUGUCUAUUUGGUAUUUUGCAGCCAAGAAUCUCAAAAUUUUCCUCCAAAAAAUUGUGAGUUGACGUUUUCUUCCUAAUUCAAACCCUGGUCUAAUAGACCUUACGCAUAAUGACGUCACAAGGCUUGAUGCCCGCCAGGAAUAUUGGUAUUUGUAGUCAUCGCCCGGGAAAAUUUUGAUAGUGGCCAUUUUGAAUUGUUUCAUUAAUUUUCCCGUGUGAUGACUACCAAGACCAGCAUUCCUCGCGGGCAUCAAGCCUUGUCACGUCAUGCGUAAGGUCUAUUUAUAUAUUAUUAAAUCAUAUGAUCUCUCUUCAGGAAAUUUGGUACAGGUACCUUGGGGAUAAAAUAAAAAAUGAACUCCGGAUUCGUCUUUUGAAAAGCUUGAGUCUGACCAAGCAGUAUUAACCCGCACAAAAACCAAAACUCUCGGCCUUGGGUCUACAUGUCACACUGAGAGUGCAUCUGGGUUCAAAUUGCAAGAUGCAUCUCUGCUAAAAGAAUGUAUCUCUAGUGCAGCAAUUUGUAGUGCUUGUAGAGAUCCCAAAUCCAAACUACAACUCUUUCAAAACAACAGGUUGAGAGAGGGCCUUGCAGAACACUUAUACUUAGAGUGUUCAAUAUGUGAGGCAAAGACCCCUCUCUUGACCAGCAAGCGUUUGGGUGGUAGGGGAGGUGGAGCCCAGGAAGUGAAUCGUAGAGCAGUUCUAGCAGCUCCUCAAUUGGGUCAUGCCGGACUCACUCAAUUUUGUGCUGGAAUGAAUUUGCCACCUCCUGUAACAAAGAAAGCUUAUAAUGACCACCAAAUACAAAUAAAAACCAUUGCGGUAGACAAUGCUGAAACGUUGAUGAAGGAUGCGGCAAAGCGACUGGUUGACAAGGUCGCAAUGGAAAGCCCGGAUGACAUUGAAGAUGAUGGAACUACUGUUGUCGCAAAUGUGUCGGUGACAAUUGAUGGAACAUGGCAAAAAAGAGGACAUUCAUCAAAAAUUGGUGUUACAUUUGUUAUAUCUGUAGACACUGGUGAGGUCCUAGAUUACUGCGUCAAGUCCCUGUUUUGUCAUGAGUGUAAAGCCCAUGGAAACAUGAAUUCUGAAAGUGAAGAAUACCAGUCUUGGAAAGAAUGCCAUGAACCAGUUUGCCAAAUCAACCAUGCAGGUUCAUCAGAAGAAAUGGAAGCUGCUUCAGCCACUGAAAUGUUUGGGAGGAGUAUCGAUGAACGUAACUUAAAAUAUACUACAUUUGUCGGUGAUGGUGACAGUAGUUCAUACGGACGAGUGAAGGAUGCUAUGUUCCAAAAGUAUGGAGAUGAUUAUAUUGUAACAAAGGAAGAAUGUGUUGGCCAUGUCCAGAAAAGACUUGGGACAGCACUUAGAAAGUACAAGGCAGAUAAGAAGGGUAAGAAGCUAUCAGAUGGUAAAGGUGUUGGUGGUCGGGGAAGAUUGACAGACAAAAUCAUGGACAAAAUGCAAAACUAUUAUGGAAAAGCUAUUCGGGGAAACAAGGGUGAUCUUCUGGGAAUGAAGAGGAGCAUAAAAGCAAUUCAGUGCCACAUGAUUGCAGAUACAAAAGUACCUAUGCAAGAACAACAUCAACAUUGCCCAAAAGAUGAUAACACUUGGUGCAAAUUUUGGAAAGAACAGAAAGAUGACACCGUAACAUAUGACCAAAGCAAUCGUUUGCCUGAGGUGUUUAUGGAAGAGUUAGCUCCAAUUUUUACAAGGCUUUCUCAGGACAAUCUGCUCUCUAGGUGUUUGAAAGGGAUAACACAAAAUCAGAAUGAGGCUAUCAAUGGAAUGCUCUGGUCUAAAUGUCCCAAGACUAAAUUUUGUGGAGCUCGAAAAGUAACAAUAGCUGUCUGUGAGACCAUUGCCCUUUUCAAUACAGGUGCUGCCAGUAAAGCCAUGGUUAUGGAUAUAUUUGGCAUAACACCAGGCAGUAACACAAUGAAAGCACUAAGGUUGCAAGACCAGUCCCGUGUUAAAGCUGCUUCAAAAAAGGUUAGCGACAAGUACCAAAAGCAACGGCAGAAACUUCGUACACAAAAAAAGUCGAAAGGUGACAAGACCGCUUACCAGGCUGGUGGAUUUAGCCUGAGCUCUCAGCCUGAUGAGCCUGUCAAAAAGAAAGGGAAGAAAAACCCCAAGUAAUGUAGAGCAGGAUAUGACUGACUCAUCUGUUGUGUGAACGAUAGAAGCAAAACGGCAAAAAUAAGUGUGUUCCAAGUAAGAUAAUCUUGUGUCUAGAUGCUUAGUCAUUCACUUUUUUAGCAUAAAUGUCCAAUGUUUCUAUGGUAAAAGAUGUCAGUAGACAAUAUUCUAACUAAUAAUACCAUGAACAUCAGAUUAGGAUAGUUUACUAGACUAGUUUUUGAAGAAUAAGCCAAAGUUAGGGCGAUAAAGUUUGUUAACACUUUAACAUUGAUUUAUUCAAAUUAACGAAUUUAUUGUAAACGAGGGUGGUAACAAUGAUAACUCAAAGGGGAUUUGAUGGAUUUUGAUGAUUUUUGGGCUGAGUAUUAAACCUAUCAUAAUCUAUGCAAUGAAUGGUCAGUUUUGCAUAUUAUGCAUUUGUUCCUUUGUUACCAUGGAAACUGGAUAUUUUCAGUGUUUGGACUCGGCAAUUAACUCUAACACAAUUCCAACCAUUCAUUGCACAGCUUUUGACCCAACCAACAGUCUUACCAAGUUUGGUGUUAAUAUCUAUUUUUCCCUUUGAGUUAUUACUGUUGGGAGUGAGUCCGUUAUUUAGGUUUAUCCGUUGUCGUCAUGGCAACCAAGGCCCAUGCUGUGCUUCGACAAAGCUUAAUAUAUGUGACAUGAUUGGUACUAGCUUUGUGCCAAGUUUCAAUGUGAUUGGUCAGAUAUUUUUAAAAAUAGAGCCCCUAUAUUUUCGUUGGGAUAUAAGUAAUUCACAGUUUGGUAUUCAAAACCAAAUUUUAGUAUGCCGUGGAUAUGGGAUACUGCAAAUUUCAGACCCUGAUUAUAAUAUACAUGUUCAUACAAGUGUUUCUGGACUAAUUUUGAAUAUACAUGUACUGGUACUACAAAUGUAGUAACUUACAUAAAUGCUCUGGUUGUAACAUAUUUUAGCUGCAGGUUAUUUUUUAAUAAUUAAUAUGUCAAAUACUUCCUGACUGUGGAAGUCUUGCUCCAUUAAUAAAGACAUAAGGUGAUUGGCUUAAGAUUGAGGCCAAUAUCUAGGACAUAAUUAUCUAAAUGGCAUAUUAAUUAACUCUUUAAUUAACAUGCAAUGUGCCCUUCUUUAGCAUUUUAGUCUGGCGUUUAAUGCCAGGCAAUUGCAAUCAUAAAGAGAAGAGUCUUGUGUGUUAGUGUGUAAACACAAUUUGAAAUUCCUAUCUGUUAAUUAUAUUUUUCUACCUUUUUUUAGCUAAAAUGUGAGUACAGCCGUUUGAUGGCAGACACCACGGCAGCAGAUUGUCUGCAGAGCAAUUUGCUGCAGUUAGCCCCAAAGAUCUUUGGGAUUGCAGAGAAAAGGAAUCUCACCUCAGAAAAGGCAAAAAAGCUUUUACUUCUUUGCCAGCCCUCUGAUGAUGAUGAUGAGAGUGAAGAUAUAAGUGCAGGUACAGUACACAUAUUUUGUUUACUUUACUGUAUAUCUAGGGUGCUUUUGGUUUUACCCUACUACAGUAUUUUGCUCUGACUAGCACCAGGCAAUUAUAUUUAUCUGUGGUAGUAAAUGUGCUACAAUAUGGCCCAUUUCAGUAUCAUUUAAGUAGGCAGUUGACGGUUGUGGUAAGAAAAGAGGCUCAGGUGCCUGAAUCAUUUUGUUAUAAAAUGCGACCUACUUUAUUAUUUUACUCUGUCUAAUGCCAGACAAUUUUACUAAUUGUCAGAGGGAGGGUGUUGCUACUUAAUAGGUUAACCUAUUUACUAGCAUUAUUUGAAAUUGACAUGUUUUCAUACAACCAGAGUAGAUUUUGUAAUUUGGUAUUCCAUCUGAAAAUUCUCUAUAUUAUUUAUGUUUCUGAGAGCAUGUUCUUGAGACACCAUCCCCAAACCUGGCCUAAUGAUCAAACAAAUGUACAUAGCAAAUACUUUUUUGUUAUCUGGUCAGAAUUUUAUUUAUGCACCAAAAAUCUAUCAAAUGCAUCACAUUUUCUCUGCUACAAAGUACAAAUAGAAUACCAAGAUCAUCAAGGUAACUUUUCAUAAUAGCAGAAUAGGGUCAACUUCAACCCCCAGAGUGCUCUUCCCUUGAUGAGCUAGAUUGUCUUGUAUAAGACAAAGUACAAUACUAAAGUAGGUUGCAUCAGGGUACGUUUUCUAGAAAAUGGGCCGGUCAAUUUUUACCGAGGGAAGCAUUGCAUGCACUGAUUAACUUGUUUGUAAAUAAAAUUUCCCUUUGACAAAUAAAAGGGGAGAGGGCAAUGCAGCCUAACCAGUUAAUUCUCUAAAUCUAACAUUACUAUCUUUGUUAAAUAGAAGACCAGGCAUAUGUUGCAAUGUGUUUGCUUCCAUACUUGUUGGAACGGAAUACAAAGGUGACCACAAAUCCAGAAUCCUUCCUUUAUCAGGUACAGUAGCCAAAUAUUUUACUAUGUGCAUGAAAUAACAGAACAAAAUGCACACAGGUGGCAAUGCAAAUAAGAUAAUUGAGAUAAAUAUGUUUCGAGUAUGAUAUCCCCCAACAGAAACUAUGCAUUGAUUUUGAAAUCAAUGAUUUUUGUAGCAAUUUUAUAAUCAAAUUGUUUUGACAUUUAUACAAAAUCGCUGAGAAUUUACUGAAAUGCAAAUACUGUAGAAUUAAAAUGUCUAUAUAUUUGGAAUAACCGUUGUUUUGUAUUUUACAUGAAGAAUGAUUGCAUUGUUUAACUUUUAAUUAACAGGUUGCUUUCUUUCAUAUAUUUUCAGUUUGGAGAGGUAGAAGAUAUAGCAAUGGAAUGCUCAGGAAUGGCACCAUUCCUAGUUUAA
This is a messenger RNA of Paramuricea clavata, 39524 nucleotides long. Lineage: Eukaryota; Metazoa; Cnidaria; Anthozoa; Malacalcyonacea; Plexauridae. The record is from the annotation of a GenBank genome assembly.